GAAGUAAGAAGAUGACAGAACAAGCACCUGCACCAGGCCCAAGUGAUGAACUAGCUCAACCUGUCCAACCCAAAGUAGCUAAGGAUCUGGAUGGCAACUAUGUGUACUAUCUACCAGAUAAACCUGUCACAGAGGCAGCCAAGUGUGGAGAUCACUCAGCUGUGAAGACGCCAGUGUCUGCUACAUCAACACAGCUUAGUACAACAGAACAAGUGAUAACUCUAUCACCAGCCAAAUCUGGGAUUAGUAAUAUAGUCACAAUAAAUUCAGAGAACAUCAUUGGCCGAUUUGAUCCAGAAACUCUAAACUCAUUAAACCAGCUCCUGGAAGAAGUGGAUGCAGAUUCUGAGUUAAAUCUGAAUACUUCGAAGGAAGGUUUGAACACAGAGAGUGAUACAGUUAAAAAUUCUAGUGGCAUUUCUGACCCAGUGUCAUUGUCAGUUUCAGCAGGGACUGAGGGCAAUGGUCAGUUAUUCCAAGUCACUGCAGAGAUACAUAGCAGUGGUCAGUCACAACCAACUCCAACAGGGAUACAAAGAAGUGGUCAGUUAACUCCAGACUCAUCAGGAAUACAAAGUAGUGGUCAGUUACAAUCAACCCCAGCAGGGAUACAGAGUAAUGGUCAGUUAUCCCAACACACAACAGAUAUACAUAACAGUGGUCAAUUACAACCACCUCCUUCAGGGAUACAAAGUAGUGUUCAGUUAAAUCCAGUCCCAGCAGGAAUGCAAAGUAGUGAUCAGUUGCAGUCCAUCCCAACAGUGACACAUAUCGAUGGUCAUUUGCAACCACCUCCAGCAGAGAUGUGUAGUAGUGGUCAGUUACAACCACCUUGUCCCCUAGCUGUUAAACAUACCGGUAGUAAUGGUCAGUUAUCUCAUGUCCCAGCAAGAGUACCAACCAGUGGACAGCCAUUCUCUGCUCUAGCAGGGUUACAGAGCAGUGGUCAGUUAAAUCCAGUCUCAGUAGGAAUACAGAACAAUGGCCAGUUGUUCCCAGUUGCUUUAGAGACACAGAGCAGUGGUCACUUAUCCCAAGUCACUGCAGGGAUACAAAGUAGUGGUCAGUUACAACCAGCCCCUCCUGAGGUACAGACCAGUGGCCAGUUACCCCCAGCAAGCACUCUUCUUUCAUCAUUUAAACCCAUUAAUACAGACAGAUCACUCCUUGAUUCCACCAUGGACAACAGUAUUGCAGAACCCAUCAGUAACUGUAGAUUACAGAUGAAUCCUGAAAAAAGUGUCAAUGGCCAAAGUGCAAACUCUGUCUCUUUUAGUAACCCAGUGACAAUUCCAAUGGAAAGUACUAUCCCGGUGCCCCAGAAAUUUUCUGCCUUGGAAACAGCUACUCUCAAUUUUACAUAUCAGAGCAAUGUUGGAAAAGAAGUAGAUUUACAAACACAAACUAUAAACCACAGCUUGGUGCCACCAGCACUUAAUCAAAAUAUAAACUCUCAAAAUCAGGCUAGUGUUUCAUUGCAAACGGAUUCUGGGCUUUCCAUUCCUGCAGGUAUUAUGGAUUCAAUUCCUGUGUCUCAAAAUAUUAGCCAGUUGAUGGUUAGUGAACAAAGAAAUCAAGCUACUGAACACUCUGUAAAUUUGUUACAGAACUUGACGACUGAUUCCCAAUGUUUUCCUCAAGUUAAUGUACAGUCGACCUUUCAGAAAAAUGUUACUCCACAGUCUAUGUACCAGCCUGUCUCACAGAAUACACCUCUACCAGGAUUCCAGUCACUGCAGUGUAAUUUGGCUCUCUCCACAUAUCAACCUGUUCAAGUGUUUUCAACUCCCUCAUCUCAGUAUCAACAAAGUAGAAUGUCUACUCCAAAAUACUUACCUCAUUUGGAUGCUAACAUGACUACCUCAACUUCUUAUCCUUAUAAUCAGAGUCGUCCAAAUCUUGAUCUGCAACCUGCAGCAAGUGGCAGUCAGUUGACAGUGGUUCAAGAGGGUAGAUCUUGUCCACAGCCAAUUCUUACAGACUUGAAUAUGAAUACCAUUCAACAUCAGAACUCAGAAAUCUCCAGCAUGUUUUCAUGCGUUGAUCAAAUAUCAGCCAAAAAUCCACUCCCCACAUUGCUAGAACAAACUAAAUGUAUGUCCCCAAGUGUUCAAAAUUACAACAGAAAUGGGUAUACACAUCAUUUAGGAUUACCAGUUCAGAGUGUUUCUAACCAGGGAUCAUUGUACAAUAUGAAUGCUGCUCAUCUACAGGCUUCAUCUUUGACACAACUUCAGCACUACUCCACAAAUCUUCCACAGCCGCAGGGAGGUAGUGUGGUGCCCUCCCUAGCCCCAUCUCUAGCACCCAAUCCAAUGGUGAAUAAUUUUAGUAUCCAAUCCAACAAAUCAUUGUCUACUGGUGUUGCACAUACCAAUUCAAAUUAUCUGUCACCUGGGACAUCAAGUUCAGGAUACCAGAGUCCAGGACUGCAAAGACAUUCACAACAGUUCUGUUUACCUAGACCACAAUGUAACACUCCAAGUUACUUUUCCGGGUACUUGCAGAAUGUUGAAUCACAGACUUCUGUCCAAAAAAGUCAACAGUCUCGUCAAAGCCACCAACUAAAGCUGAUGCCAAAAAACCAAAUGUUGGCAGUGAAGAAAACAAUCAGUAUGUACUGGCCGGACUUUUCCAACUACCCAGAAGUGUGCACCUGUGACAAGUUGGACAUGGGAAAUGAAAUACACGUGGAGCAGAUCUGGUUGCACAUGAACCAGAUGUACUAUUUGCCACAGAUACAAAUUCUUGCUAUUGGAACUGACGAAUUCAUAGGUAUCGUAAGGGAUGAAAAGAAUUACGUAAGUGUUGGGGAAAUCAUGAUGCGCCUCCUACCAAAACUUCAGAGAGAAGUGGAAAAUUACAUACUUCAAAGCAUGUGUGAGGUAGAUCUCAUGACAUUGGAAGAGCUGGCAUACCUAAAGCAGCGAGGAUGCACCGAAUUUGAUAUUCAUGAGAUGAUUUCACUGGAAAGUCUGAGAGAAAUGUGUAGAUUUUUAUUAAACAAAAGCUCCAAACUAAAUUCGGAGGUGAGCAAGCUAGCAGAAGCUGCAACUGGUAUUUACUAUAAAAAGGUCUUAGAAAAGCACACAAGAUGUUCCAAGUGUGGGGGAGCUAUAAAAUGCAGUGACAUUCUAGAUCGAUAUGAAGCCAUCGAUUGCCCUGCAGGAAUUUCUUCCAAAGAGCAAAAAUUGGCACUUCUACAAAGGACUUAUAAUGAUGAAAAAUUGGCUCUUCGACAAAAAGAGGUGAUAGAAAGUGCAUUCAGCAAGAAAAAGUCUUCACCACAAAGUAGUACUAAGCCAGGCCAGAAAAAUGUCAGGAUCAAGAUUGGACUAUUGUUAGUGGGUGGAACCCAGUUCAACACCUUCAAGAUCAACGACAAAUGCUACAUUUCCCUGAAAGAGUUAGUGGCUUUUAAAAUCUCGACAUUGCAGUUGCUUCAGAGCCGAUUAGCUAACUUAGAGUACAGACCUCGUCCAGCCCCUUCAUGUGUUGAAAAGUAUUUCAUUCAAAAUGACAUUGGAGUUCAUAACACAUUGUGGAUUGACACAGUGAUUGUUCGCUGUAUGUGUUGUUUGGGGCAGCAGAAGACGCAGAUGCCUUUACAGAAGCAUUUCAAGUGUGGAGACUUUGAGGAGUUGUGGGAGAAAGACGUGGAUGGUGUAGAUGAUUGUGACAUAAAUGGAACAGUCUUUACACUUAAUCCCAGCACAAUAACCAUCUCCAAUAGGAGGCUCUUACAGCGAAAAGACAGUUCAAGUGCAGUGCUUAUCAAGACUGUGAGAAGAAAUCCACAGGGACCCUCCAUGUCAGCAGAAGGAGAGCCACUGAUCACAAUGGGUUCAUGUGAAAAUAUUGCCAAGAAACCCUUGACAAUACAGAUGAGAAACUUGACAUCUCAUUUAAAAACAUCAACUGGUACUGUAUUAUUUACAACUAAACCUGCAUAUAGAGAAUACACCCUUGGCAAAAAAUCUAAAAGGAACAGAGUUUCAGUUUCACCCAUGAAGACUCAGAAAGUGUUAAAAGAUGUCAAUCUGGAUAGUUCUUCCUUGGAUAGAAGUCUGAGUAGUCAGCCUAUGGCCGUUAGCAAUUUGAACACAGGAAUGGAACAAGAAGAUGCACAAGAAGAUAUUACAGAGGAAUCCAUUCUUGAAAUUGCUGCGCGAGAAGCCAUGCUUAUGCCAGAGGACUUAAAUGAUGACACAGAUGCAAUGGAGUAUCCUAGAUCUGUGGAUUCUGUGAUUCAAGCCAUUGGAAUGGGAGAUGGACUACCUUCUGAAGAUUUUGUUAUGCAGGAGAUUGAGAAAGGGGGUCUAAAUCUUUUUGAUGGAGUUCUUAGUGCUAGUAUCUGUGGGGAUUCAAGGAGUCAGUUUGAGGAUAGUGACAAACUAACAGUCAGAACACCACAAUUAGCAGUCUCACCAAGAAAAUCUGAACCAGCCAAUCAGAGGAAAGCACCAAAGUCGACAAACGAAGACACGUCAGUCAUACCUAGAAGGACAGAAAGUAGGAAAAAGAGAGUUCCAAAGCGAUAUGAAGAAUUUUUUGUGGAAACUGACAAAAAAAUCUUACUGAGCAAGAAGGACUCAAAGAAAGAAGAAGGUUUGUGUACAACGAUCAAGCAUGAUGAUAUAGGGUCCAAAAAGAAGCUGAAAAAUGUGAAAAAAGUGCAGGUUUUGCAUGCACCUGAGUUCAGGGAAAAAAUCAAAAGUGGUGAAUUGGAUGGAAGACUGCUGCAAGUUAUAAGACAUUCAGAAUUGGAUGGCAUCAUGGAAAUGGUGCCAAGGAACCAAGAAGAGGCAGCCUCUGUCAGUCCAAUUGCUGACAAUGAAGAAAGCAAUGACAAAGGAGGUUCAAAAACUAGUCAAGAACAGGUGAGCGAGAAAGUUGGUGAGUGUGAAGGAAAUCUAAAUUUAGUCUCCUCAGCAACUCCUUGUGGUGACACUAUUACGAGUGGAAUUGUCACCACAAGUGCUGGUGAAAGUCCUUGUGUUUCAGAGCCAUCAGAACUUCUAAACUCUAAAGAACAAGAAGAAAAGUCACCUGAAGUGAUAAAUGAAAACAAUAUUGAAAUUUUGUGUUCUCCAAUAAAAAAUGUGGACAGUGCUAGCUGCUCUGCUAGUCCGAACACAAGUACUUCAUCUCUUUCAGAGGAAUUGAGGACUUCAAGAAUUAAAAGAGUUUAUGACAAAGUGGCAGCUUUGGAAUCCUCUCAGGAUGAGUAUAGAAUCCUCCACAUGUUGGCAACAGUGGCAGAAGUUGUGACCGAGUCAGGGGAUGAACAAACUGAACAUGAUGUCACAGUGUCAUGUGACCAGCAAGAGAGUGUGAAUGUUAUUAGUGCUAAGUCCACAGAAAAUAGUGCUAAGAGUGAUGUAUGCACAGACAAUGUGAAAAGUAGUGGUAAUUCCUCAGAUGAAGUUUCUACAGAGGGACUAAAUUUGGAUGCUAGUGUAACAAUCCAGUCAGGGAAGCAUGUGACAGAAAAUGCAUUGUCAGAUGCAGACAAAGAGAGUGAGAUAGGUGACAGAGACAUCCAAUUGGAUGACAGAUCAGAAUUAACCAAUCAAAAAGCAGAAGUGAAGGGAACAGAGUUAACGAAUGAAAAAGAAGCAUUAGAACCCAUGGAAGAUGAGAGUGUUUUAAAAGAAGUGCCAGUAUUGUAUUCGCCAUUAUUAUUUGAUGAUGAGGAAUUCUCUGAUCAUGAUGAUGAUACAUUAACUGAAACCCAGGUGAAUCUGUGCACAAAAAAAGAUCCAGAAACUGAAAUGCGAGAGAGGUUGUCUAAAUUUAUAGGUGCAGUAAAUAAAUAUGUAGAUGUUACCGACUUCCAACGAGAGCCAGGUAUUGCCACUAGCAGGGUACGAUUUCUACAGGGUGCAGAGGAAGCUUUUCCAGGUCUCUAUGGUGAUGAUGGACUUCAGAGGAGGAAAACGUUUGCCGUUUUGUUGAGUCGUAUUUUGUACCAUCAGGAUGAACUUACCAAACAGACUCAACAAGAUGGUGAAAGCAGUUCCUCUAAAAGUCUUUUAUCAGUAGGCAGUACUGUCAAGAGUGGAAAAAGUAGUUCAGGAAAAAAGAGUGCCUCUAAAAUUAGCUCCCAGAAGAGUAGUAAAAGUAGUUCAAGGAGAAGGGUUCACUCAAGAGAUAGUUCAUUCGAGAAGGCUCCUCCUGCAAAGAUAAUAAAGCUCUGCUGAACGUUGCAUCCAUCACACCUGCAAAAGAAGCAUAGAGAAUUUGUGAAUUCAUGUGCUACUCCAUCACUUUCUAAAGAAGCAAAACAGAGAAUUUGUGAAUUCAUGUACAACCCCAUCACUUGCUAAAGAAGCAUAAAAGAGAAUUUGUGAAUUAAUGUGCAACUCCAUCACUUGCACAAGAAGCGUAAUAUAGAAUUUGUGAAUUCAUGUGCAACGCCAUCACUUGCAAAGGAAGCAUAUUAGAGAAUUUGUGAAUUCAUGUGCUACUCCAUCACUUGCAAAAGCAUAUCAAAAAUUUGUGAAUUCAGGUGCAACUCCCAUCACUUGCAAAAGAAGCGUAAUAGAGAAUUUGUGAAUUCAUGUGCAACUCCAUCACUGGAGAUUGAAGAGAUGACAAGAGUGUCCAAAUAGGAUUUAUUAUCCGACUUGUGUUCAAAUAAAAGCAAUCCAACCAUUUCUGUUAUUCAUCAUAUAUGCCUUGUUAUUGAAUUGUUAAGUAGUGAAUUAGCUCCCAUUGGAAAUACUAGUCAUUUUUGAUCUUCAACUUGUUUUUAUGUGUUCUCUAAGUGGUUUCGUUUUCAAAUUAAUUUUUUGAGAUUUAUUCAUACUGUUUUCUGUUUAUAAAAAUAUGUUAGGUUGUUACUUAGAAGGAUAUAAAAUGACGAUGAUACAAAUGUAUUGGUAUGAUAUUUUUUCCUAUUUUUAUUGUCAUAAAUUUGUAAAAUUAUGUGACUGAUGAAAGAAAUUGUUAACUUGAGAUAAGUUUAUUUCUACAAUUAGUUUAAUUACCUGGUAAUUACUAUAUUAAACUAACACUACCAUUAAAACACUGCCAAGAAUGUAGGUGAUUGUAUUUUAGAAAAGAAUUUUAACCUCUAUUUUAUGUUGUAUAUAUUCCAAUGUAAGCAAAAAUUGUUUUAUUAUUCUGUUUGUACCCACCAAGUUCAUAUCAAUGUAUCAAAGUUAAAACUGCAUGUUGCAUGCAAUUUUUUUUUCGCUCUCUCUUCAUAAUUGGUUGUAAAAAUGAGUGCCAUUAAACUUCAAAAAUUUAAAGAACAUAUUAAGUUGUACACUUAUUAUUCCUACUGUAUCAUUGAUAAUCUGUCAUUUCACUCAUCAUUCUGUCAGUCUUUAGCAAAAUGUAUACAUUUCCAUUUGUUAAAAUUGUUUAAAUUACAUCUAUGGGAAGGAGUUUCCAAACUGUUGAAUUUGAUAUUACUUUAUACAAAAAGUGUUACGAUUGCACAUGUAUAUCUGUUCUUUAUGGUCAUUAAGAAGACAGAGUUCCAAUGUUUAAUGUUCACUUUAGAGCUUUGGCUAUUGGAUAUUAAUCAUAUUUGGGUUUAUGUCUGAACUUUUUUUCCUGCAUUUUGGUCAAUUUUCUUGCAAAAGACUGAUAAAAAUUAAAUAGUAAACUUUUGUAAAAAAUAGUUUUUGCUAGAAUUUAGUCUCUAUUUUUGUAUUUUCAAGAGUUUAUAGUAUCUAUACGUUACCCAAAGUCCCAGUUCUCAAAAGUGAAUACAUGUGUUGAUAAUUUUCCUCACCUUUUCAAACAUAUGUUAAAAUAGAUAUUCAGAGUUGUUUAAUGUGUCCAUAUUUGGAUGGAAAUUUUUUUAUCCGAAGUUCAAAGUUUAGAAAUUUAACAGCCAGGUUCCAGAUAAUUAUGAGAAAUGGGUCAUUAUAUGCUUUGCUAAUUAAACGACAGAUAUGGAGAUCCUUGUAAGAAGUUGUGAGAAAAGUUAACAGCCUAGUUGGUAAAAUUUCUAACAUCAAGUAAGAUCAAUACUUCAUCAAAAAUUUUCUGUGUGAGCAGAACUAUUUUAGAUUUAAUAUAGUCGUACCAGUACUGAAAACUUUUGAGAUUAAUUUUUAUGUAUCCAAGAGUCCUUGUUCUAAGGGAGAAGGUCUUUGUUCUUAGAAACCUGUAAUAUAUGACUUGUAAUGUUUUCCAUUUCUCAUCCAGCAGAAAAAUGAAUUAAAUCUAUGCUUUAAACAAAGAUGAAAAGUUUUUUUUUAAAUUCAAGAUGUUUUUUUUUUGUACGAGUACCAGUCUGUAAGAACUAUAUAUAUUGCUGCUUUUGAAUGGAAAUGUAAACAAAAUUUGAUAAUCUAAAGAAAGAGGGCAUACAAGGUGAGCACAUUCCCCCGCUCAGAGACAAUAUGUUUUUUAAAUAUACAAGUUCACAGAAAAGUUAUAUUUUACUAAAAUUAUGUUUUCAAUAAUGUCAUCUUCAACACAUUUGAUUCUUUAUUUUAUUGAAUGACUUAUAAAUCGAUAAUCUGUUUUUGAAGUUGACAGUUUAGAAUAUUUAGUGGAAAAUAGGAUUAUUAGAGCCAUAAAAUAUUAUUUUUGAACAUGAAUGGGUCAAGUCCACAUUCUUCAGUAAUGUUUAAAUGACGGAAAAGUAAAUGUAAAAUAUAUUUCAUGUUUCAAAAAAAGGAGUCUGAACUCAUUCUAUAUGAAAAUCGAACUUUUCUGAAAAAAAUUAUAUGAUUCAUCAAACUGAUUUAUUUAUAUCACACCGAUACACAUUGAAGACGUGUAGACUUUGUAGCGUAGUGGUUAACGCAUUCAGUCUAGCGCCUAAUCGUGAGCUUUGAAGAGAGUUCGAAUCAUGUGUGAAGCUUUUUUUCUUUCUUUUCACAUACCUUAAAAACAUUAGUGAAAAAUAAAUUAUUUAUCAAUAUUUUUUCAACAAAAUAAAGAAAGCAAAUGUGUAAAAAAUGAUAUUGACAAUGUAAUUUAUGAGAAAAAAGUAACUUUUCAUGAACUUUUAGAAUUGAGAAAUGUUUUUUCGCAGAGCAGGGGAUUGCCUUCGCCUUGUACGCCUAGAUUCUUUCCAGAAUUCACAGGAUUAGAUCUUUAUUUUAUUGACUCCUUUGAAUUGAUAAUAAGUAAAGCUGAUUUAUAGGAGAUUGCUUAUUAUACAUGUACUAUUCUGGUAUGAAUACUUUCGGGCUAUUAAUAUUUUUCUUGAUUAUAACCAAUGUUAAUUGCCAAAUAUAUAACUUGAAGUUGUAUAUUUCUUUUUAAUAAUUAUAUUGUUAUGACAGCAUUGGCAUUAUGAGUAUGAAUAGAUGUGUAUGAAUUCAACAAAAUUUAUAUUUGAAUUAGUUAUUUUCUUUUGAAAUGAAAUUGGCCACUCUUGAUCUCAAUUUUGGGAUGUUGAAUAAUCAUUUCAGCAUGCUUCAAAGCUAUAGGGUUCUUUCUCUCUCCCCCCCCCCCUUUUUUUUUAGUGAAAGUAAAUAAACGACUGUUUUUAAUUAUUUGUUUUCAUUUAAUACUCAUACCAUUUGCAGUCAAUGAAAUGUUUGUGCCUUUUUUUGUGUUAACACAUACAUGAACACUGUAUUUGUUAUUUCCACAUUGGAAAUGAAGGAAAAGUAUAUUAGGUUUGUCAAAUUAUCAUUGGUGCUUUGCUUUUUUUUUUUUUACUGUAUCUGUUUAGUUUCUUGUAGCAGGUAGCUAAAUUACUCAGUAUUGCCUUUCCAAUGUUAUUUGUAGCGUAAAAAUACAAAAAACUUUAUAAAUAAUGGAAUAAAUUUUAUAUGAACAUCAAGUAUUCUUCAAAAAUAAA
Saccostrea echinata is the source of this 9781-nucleotide messenger RNA. RefSeq lists its product as uncharacterized. NCBI's taxonomy places the organism in Eukaryota, Metazoa, Mollusca, Bivalvia, Ostreida, Ostreidae. Bases 12 to 6203 code for a protein of 2063 amino acids. The transcript has 5 exons. The record is from RefSeq and is a predicted model, not a curated record.